Messenger RNA from Polyodon spathula (Mississippi paddlefish), 3742 nucleotides. RefSeq names its product cell cycle checkpoint control protein RAD9B-like. Gene Ontology annotation, cellular component: checkpoint clamp complex. The transcript has 12 exons. The record is from RefSeq and is a predicted model, not a curated record. Gene Ontology annotation, biological process: DNA replication checkpoint signaling; DNA repair; cellular response to ionizing radiation. NCBI's taxonomy places the organism in Eukaryota, Metazoa, Chordata, Actinopteri, Acipenseriformes, Polyodontidae. The coding region runs from base 1 to 1473 and encodes 490 amino acids.
AUGCGUAUUCCAACUCUGAGUCGUUUCUUGCUCUUUUAUGCCCCGUUGACAGCAUUUGGGAAGGCUGUUCAUGCUCUGUCUCGGGUUGGAGAGGAUCUAUGGCUUGACCCAUUAGAAAAAGGACUUGCAGUGAGGUCAGUGAAUUCCUCCAGGUCUGCAUAUGCCUGCUUCCUGUUCUCUCCGCUGUUCUUUCAGCACUACAGCAAGGAGACGACCCAGCAGCCCCUGGAGCAGGGAGAUGUAGAGCCAGUGCUCAAGUGCAAGUUGACAAUGAAGUCAGUUCUGCCUAUCUUCAGGUGCCUGGCAACUAUUGAAAGAAACGUAGAAAGAUGCAAAAUAUAUAUUAACGUCAGGGAUAGCCAUGUCGUUUUCCAGUUCUCCUGCAGACAUGGAAUUACCAAAACCCAUAACCUAGGGUUUCAGGAAUGCGAGUCCCUUCAAGCGGUGUUUCCUAGAAACAUGUGCCCCAAUGUGUUGAAGGCACAGGCAAGACUUCUAGGGGACGUAGUGAUACACUUUCCAGUGUUUCAGGAGGAAAUCACCCUUGCAGUGACUCCAGUAAAAGUCAGCUUCAGGAAUUACUUUGAGGAGGAAACAGACUUAACCAAGGUGAUGCACACAGAAAUUAGUCUGAACCCAGACGAAUUUGACUACUACCAAGUCGGAGUGGAUUCAGAAAUAAUCUUCUGCCUGAAGGAGCUGAGGGGUUUGCUGUCCUUCGCAGAGUCCACUGGCCUGGCUGUGUCCAUCCACUUUGGAUCAUCAGGAAAACCUGUCGCUUUCAUUAUUGAUGACAUGGUUCUGGAGGCUAACUUUGUCCUGGCCACACUGACUGAUACAGAGAGCCGAGCAGCGUCUCAGAGAACCGUGUCUGUAUCCCAGACAGGAGCACCCACACAGAGGUACCGUCCCUGCAGUCUUAUCACUUGUAUUGUCACUAGCAGCAGUAAAACAUACCAGAAGUGGAGUUUUACCUCUAACAGUCCUGGUCACCUGGCUGCACUGCUCUGUUUGUCUUGCAGGUCUCUCGCUGUCACGACUCAGCCCCCUGUGCCCCUCGCUGGUGAAAUGGAGCUGGCUGAACUGGCACGCACAGGGCACGAGGGCAGCAUUGCCAUGAAGACCAGCAUCCCUGAGUUGCCGCUGGCCCUGGAUAGAGAAGCAGAGCUGGUAAUCUCAAGCCAGGGCAGUGCUAUUUUCAAUGGGAAAGCCACAAGGGAAAACGUAAUCGUCUGUCACUGGUCUGAGUAUGGUGUUGGAGUGCACAUGGAUCAGAUACAGGAGGAGGCUGUGGGGGUGGUACCGGCUACAGUAGGUCAUAACAAGUUCCACUCGCUGCUGUUCGGCGCGGUCUCCUCUCAGCAGAGUGGAGAGAAUGCCCUGGUGCUGCCCAGCCUGGUGUGUGCCAGUGACAAUGAGGAGGAGCUGGAGGAAGGAGAGAAGAUCACCGGCAAGCACUCCCUGACUUUCUGACCAUUUUUAGGUUUUUUCAGUUUUAGGUGUAAGGACACACCACACUUAUUUUUUUAUGGUUUGCAUUUUAUUAAUGGUAUUUAUUUAGAAAAUAAUAUGUAUUGUGCACGUCGCAAUGUUACACAGGGUGCACAAAGACAGCGUCUCACAUUAGUAUUUGCAUUCUUAUAGUGAUGUAUAAUAUUCAGUCACUUCUGUUUUCUCGUUGUAUCCUUAACAGUUCUUUUUGCACACUGUGUUAAAUAAAAUACAUACAUUAAAAUGUCAGCAGCAUCCUUAAAGAACAUAAUGUGAAUAGUGGUUGUGUGCAAUACAGCUACACCAUCGAGGUCUUGAAUAAUGCAUUUCAAGCACAACAGGAAUAAUAAGAUAACCCUUUUAAUUAUAUUAACUUUAAUUGCCAUGGAGUACCAGGUUAAAGUUGUGGGUCUCUAUAUAUAAAAAUAAAGAAGAACCUGUGAAAGGUAUUGUACUUGAGGAUAUUAGAUGCAAAUAAACAUCAAAACAAGAUCCAUCAAGACAGACUAGUAUAAAUACUAUAUUCUUUAUUUAAAUAUUGUACAGCUCUUAAAACAUAUGUACAGAAACUAUUCCUGCAUUAUUGUAUUGUACACAGCAAAUGCCUCCACAGCAAGCGAGCGAUAGAGAACAAGUAAGAAAGUUCAAAUCUGGACCUGAAAGCAGAAGCACCUUCAAGAGUAGAAUUUGAUAACAUUCUGGUUUUCGAGAUUGGGCAAGCUAGCUUUGCAAGGCCUUAAACAGAUGGAACAGCAGACGAACAUGGGGUGUGUUUGAAAUGCCAACUCUUUCCUACACCUCCACUUCAUACCUGAUUCAAUUAGCUUGCCUUCACACAUACACCACAGACACAUGACAUACUUUUUAUUAUUAUUUGUUUAACAUUGAGAACAGUUUAUUCAAUUGUGGUGCACAUACUUUUCUACUGUCUCUGGUUUACCACUGAAAGGUUAAUUGAACUGAAAACAAAAUAGGAAAGCAUUUGCUCUCCAGCCAGGAUUAAAUAACUUCAAAAUAUUUGUUGUGUUACCUUACCAAAGACAAGAUCACAAGAAUGUUAAAUCAAGGAGUUCCACAGUCUACAACAGCAAGUUCCAAACUUGCUAAAAAUACAGCUCGUUUUACAUAGGGACUCAGUUUGACUAAUGAAUAAAAGCAGUUACCUUGAAAAUAAACCACCAAGUUUGACAUUGGGAGUGCUUCUGAAGCUUAUUAAAACAGCACUAGAGACCAAACCAAGUCAACGCAAACUCAGGAUCAGAACAGGGUGCGUCCACUAUGUCACGUCUAGGCAUUUGGACUGAUCCCCUUUUGGCAGGUCUCGUAUCCUGUCUGGCUUCCAAAUUGAUACUAUAUCCUAUAAUUGAGAUCUGUAUUGAGACACUACACUUAAAAUGCACAGAGCACAAUAUUUAUGACAAAGCAAAAUACUGAAAAUCUAAACCAAAUUCACAUUUUGCAUGUGUAAUUUUAUACAUAAGGUUUACAAAUUCAGAACUUUCAGUGGACAACUUCGAUAUCACAGUUCUCAUCGCGAUGAAGCAACAAUCACAACACUACCUUUGUUUACAGUAAAUCCAUUAACUACAGUAUCCUUAUGAACAUGGUCAGGAGGCCCCUGGGCCUUUCUUUAAAUAUCUGUGCACAUACAGCCUUACAGGAGGAAACACACAACUGCUAGAUAUGUUCGGAGCGCAGGCAACCUGAAAAAUACACAUGUACAGACAUCAGGUGAGGGAGAAAAAGCACAGCAAAAACAGACAGUUUGUUAUAUUACAGUAUUGCUUUCUAAACACACACAACACACACCACUGACAAAACACAUGGGAAAAACUGGUCUUUGGUGCACCUGCUAGGAAAAUAAAUGAAGAGAGAAAGUCUCUGCCUAUCACCCAGCAUCCGAGGAGUUUCACUUUACGACACUGCUUGUCUUAAUGCCAGUCACUUAGUCAAGAUGCUUAUAAACAGAAGGGAGACAAUAUUUAGAUCUGUCACUGUAUUAAAUCAGAAUAGACCCAAAUAGUCCCAAACCACACGUUUCAAUUUCAGAGCAGCACAUUAAUAUAUUUGCAUAUUUAAAAAGUGUGUACUCGUGAUGAACUAGCAAUGUCAAUAUCUGAAUUGUCUUAGGCUGUUUAAAUUAAAUGGAAAUUAAUUGUGAAGUGUGGUUUCAGACAAGAUGUCUCAAGUGCAAUUGCAAGCCAUUGCAGAAAAAAGAAAUUUCAGGAGUUGUGUUUUUUUUUUUUUUUUU